Messenger RNA from Knipowitschia caucasica, 1254 nucleotides. Lineage: Eukaryota; Metazoa; Chordata; Actinopteri; Gobiiformes; Gobiidae. The record is from the annotation of a GenBank genome assembly.
AUGGGCAGUCUGGUCAGUGUCUUAAAUAAAAGAAAACAUGGGUCGUGGGUACUUUUCACGGGAUUGCUUAUUGGACAGAGUUCCGCUCAGAGGGAUUAUAUUGUCAUGGCCUCAAGAACACCUCCAAAGGAAGAGACACAUGGAAAUACUUUUGAUAAGGAUUGGAUUACAGAGCAUGCUCGUCAGGUGUCCCGGAUGCUGCCUGGAGGUUUGUCUGUUUUGGGAGUUUUUUUAAUCACUGAAGCAGAUGCCAAAGACACACAAACCACUCUGCGACAGCUGGUGUUUUCUGUGGAAAACCUUAUUUGCUCUGAGCGAUUGUGGAAUCCAGAAGAUGACGAUGUUACAGACUGUGUGACUUUGCACAUCAACUCCAAAACAAGAAAAACAGUCUGCAGAACGUUUGACGUGAAGGACCCGAAGAGUAUGGCCAAACCUGCAGACUGGAAAUAUCAAUCUGGAUUGUGCUCAUCAUGGGUUUCUGUGUCCUGUUGCUCAAAUGUCAACAUCUAUUUCCCGCUCCCAACGGGACAAAACACCCCAGAAAAAAUGGAGAAUUGUAUUAAGGAAGAACUCCAAAUCUGGGCAAAGCAAAUAGAGACUGGAGUGACUUUAAUUGAUGGUAAAAUGUUUUCAGAUGAUGCCGAACUCACGACAGGACAGAAGAGGAAUGCAAAGCAAGCGUACACUGUUCAAUUGUUAAUUUCUCCGAGUGAACACAGGGUAAACGAUGUGGUGCAGAAGUGUGGAGGCAGUGUUUCCAUCAGAGGAGCCAUCCACAGCCGGGCGUAUGUGCACAGCAACAAGCCAAAGGCCAAACUCGCUGAGAAGCUGCUGAAGAGGGAUAUCAUUUCUACGCUGGCCACAAGAGUUCAUAUGGUUUUGGAGGAGUUUGUGACAGCAGGCGGACAAAACAUCAACGUUGGAGGUGACCUCCUCGUCCCCAGGCGGAUUUUUUGUCCUGUGAAGGGCAGGAGUCCGGUGUGUGUUUGUGAUUAUCAGUUCAGUGAUGAAGGACCCUCGGAGGCAGCAGUGAGACUGAAGGAGAUGUUGGACCUGGACGCAGCAGAAGAAGACAUCGACACAAGUCAAGAGAAUGUUACCAUAACAACGUCAGACAUCAAAGCAGAACCACAACCGGAACAGAUUGAGGAGGCUUCACCUCAAAGGAACAACUACAUUGGUGUGGUGAUGGCAUCUGCAGUCGCUUUGCUCGCCACAGCGGCUUCACUUCUGUACCUCAAUGAUGUUUGA